AUGAGGAAAGGAGCUAAAAGGAAGGUCAGCCAGAGAGAAGACAACAAGGAAAACUCGACCAAGCCAGACAACCACAAAGAACAUCCCAGCAAGGCCAGCACUCGAUCAAAGCGGGUCAAGGCCUCCCACCCUGAAUCCGAGCCAGAGUACUUGGAGGAGCCCCGCAACUUGGAAGAUCUCUGGAAGGCUGCUUUUCCUGUUGGGACAGAAUGGGAUCAAUUGGACGCGGUGUACCGGUUCAAGUGGGAUUUCUCAAAUCUGGAACAAGCAUUUGAAGAGGGGGGCAAGCUGUAUGGGAUUGGGAACAACAAAGUCUAUCUCUUUGGUGGUACGGAGCCUCAACAAGUUCCUUUCAAGGGUAAAUUGGAAAUUGUUUACAUACCUAUUGUGGUGGCUGUUGUAUCUCCUUGCCCACCUUCUGAUAAAAUUGGGAUCAAGUCAGUUCAGAGAGAGACUGAAGAAAUAGUUCCAAUGAAAGAGAUGAAGAUGGACUGGGUUCCAUAUAUUCCUCUGGACAAGAGAGACCGCCAAGUUGUGGAAUAUGGGCGAAAAUCUCCUCAAAUAUUUGUGUUGGGAUGCACUCAGAGAAGGGCUGCUUUGAAGCACAUGAAGAUAGACCGUCUAAAGAAAUUUGAUUACUGCUUGCCAUAUUUGAUGCCGAUCAAGGAAGAGGAGCUUGAGCUGAGCACUGAGGUGGACAUACUUUUCCCAGCAGAGCCAAAUCCACCGGUUUACUGCGUAUUUGAUUGGCAGUUUGAUGAAGUUGAGGAGUUUGCUGAUGAUCGGAUAAAAGAAGAGGAACUAUCGGCUGAUCAAAAGGAUGCCUUCAUGGAGUUUGUCAAGGAGAAAGUACGCCAGCAAAAGAGAGAGAAUCGAGAGAAAAAGGAAGCCCGCAGGCAAGCCUUUGAGAAAAUGAGUGUGGAAGCUAAAGCAGCAUUCGAAAAUUUGAAGUAUUAUAAGUUCUAUCCGGUGCAAACAGCGGAUACUCCUGACAUAUCAGCUGUUAAGGCUUCAUACAUCAAUAGGUACUACAACAAGGCUCAUGAGCCGUGGGAUAAAAUCAACGGUUGUGAUCUAAUAUGUGAGCAAGACUUGAAGAUAGACCGUGUCAUGAAAUUUCAGUACUCGUUGCCUUACUUAAGGCAGAUUGUGGAAGAUGAGGAGGAGCAGAGCACUGAGGUUGAUACACUUUUUCCACAAGACCCAAAUCCGCCGAUUCUCUAUGGGUUUGAUGAAGUUAAGGAGGUGGCCGGUAAGCUGAUAGAAAAUGAGGAAUUGUAUAAAGAUCUAAAGGAUGUCUUCAUGGAGUUUGUGAGGGAGAAAGUGCGAGAAAAGAGGAGACAUAACCGAGAGAGAAACGAAGCCCGGAGAAGAAUAAUGGAAGAAAAUGAGCCAGCAAGAGAUGAAGAUAUGAGGAUUUACAACUUCUACCCCAUACAAACACCACAAACCCCUCCCAUAACUCUCAGGACUCGAUACAUUAACAUAUAUUACAGAAGUGCUCAUGAGGUUCUCUGA
Molecule: messenger RNA, 1518 nt
Organism: Prunus armeniaca (apricot)
Lineage: Eukaryota; Viridiplantae; Streptophyta; Magnoliopsida; Rosales; Rosaceae
Source: the annotation of a GenBank genome assembly